AUGGUUGAUACACCAGCUAAAGAAGACCAUGUCGAUGUUCUCAUUGUCGGUGCCGGCCCAGCGGGGCUCAUGCUGGCCAACUGGCUAAGUCGCUGCGGAGUCAAGACCCGGAUAGUGGACAAGCGUGGCUCCAAGGUCUUCAAUGGUCAGGCGGACGGUCUGCAAUGUCGCACCCUGGAAAUCUUUGACUCAUUUGAUUUUGCCCACCGGGCAUGGCGCGAGGCAAACCAUAUGUUGGAGAUUUGUCUUUGGAAUCCUGACAAGGAUGGCCGCCUUCAACGAAGUAACCGCAUUCCAGACACUAUUCCUGGACUCAGUCGUUUCCAACAGAUCGUGCUGCACCAGGGUCGCAUCGAGCGGUUCUUCCUCGAUUCAAUCAAGGAACAUAGUGACAUCCGUGUUGAGCGUGGAGUGUUGCCCACAUCUUUCGAUCUCGACGAAGCCAAAGCAGGCGAUUUCGAGGACUACCCUAUCAGUAUUACACUUCGUACCUUGGCCGAGGAAGAAUCCACCCCUCAACAGCGGCAGCAACAUCAGAAAUCUUCCGAUGGCCAGCAAACAGUAAUCGAGGAUGGACUUUUCCGAAGUAACUUGGUUGCUGAUGACACCGAGGACCUCAUCCAAGCGGCAGAGGCCAAAGGAAAUCAAACUUCCAACGAAGUCGAGCAUAUAAAAGCUAAAUUCCUGGUCGGUUGCGACGGUGCUCACUCCUGGGUGCGCCGUCAGGUCGGUUUUAGCUUGGAAGGUAGCUCAACCGAUUAUAUCUGGGGCGUGCUCGACAUUGUCCCCAUCACGGAUUUCCCAGAUAUCCGCCAUCGAUGCGCUAUUCACUCCGCGAAUGCGGGUAGCUUGAUGGUGAUUCCCCGCGAGAAUAAACUCGUCCGGCUCUACAUCCAGCUCCAGGCGACGGAUUCCCAGAAGAAUGGCUCCAAGGCUGACCGGUCCUGGAUCACCCCGGAGAUCAUCUUACAAUCUGCCCAACGUAUCGUGCACCCAUAUAAGCUCGAUUACGCGUAUUGCGACUGGUGGACGGCAUACCAGAUUGGGCAGCGGGUGAGUAACAAGUUUUCGCAAAGCGAUCGCGUCUUCCUGGCUGGUGAUGCUGUCCAUACGCACUCUCCCAAGGCUGGACAGGGCAUGAAUGUCAGUAUGCAGGAUACGUAUAAUCUGGGGUGGAAGCUCGCCCAUGUCAUCAACGGCCUCAGUGGACCUUCCAUCCUGCAAACCUAUGAGUCUGAGAGAAAGCAGAUUGCGCAGGACUUGAUCGCUUUCGAUCACCGCUUUUCUAGGCUUUUCUCUGGACGUCCAGCCAAGGAUAUCAUGGAUGAAGAGGGAGUCAGUAUGGAAGAGUUCAAAAGCGCAUUUGAAAAAGGAAACGAAUUCGCAAGCGGCAUAGCUGUCAACUAUGCUGCCAGUAUUCUCGUUGCGAAGGAAUCGGAUGCCGCAGAACAAGGCAAUAACACGAUCAUCAGUAAGCCAGAGCUGGCUACGAAGAUUGAUAUCGGCAAACGGAUACCUAGCUUCAAAGUUUUGAACCAUGCUGAUGCACGCCCAUGGCAUCUGCAGGAGCUAUUGAAGAGCAACGGACGCUGGCGAGUGAUAGUUUUCCCUGGACGACUCGCCGAGCCGCAAAAUAUGGAACGCUUCGAAAGGCUAGGCGCCUCUUUGGGAGGGCCAGAUUCUUUCAUUCGCCAGUUCACACCACCAGGCAAGUCUAUUGACAGUGUGAUCGAAGUCUUGACGGUUCAUUCCGGAUCACGAAGAGACAUCGAACUUCUCGAUCUUCCGGAAGCGUUCCACCCCCAUCACGGUGACAUGGGAUGGGAUUACUGGAAAGUCUUUGUCGAUGAGGAGUCUUAUCAUGAGGGUCAUGGUCAGGCUUACGCAAAUUACGGCAUUGAUCUCAACCGCGGUGCUAGUGUCAUUGUUCGCCCUGAUCAGUAUGUUAGCUGGGUUGGAGAGGUCGAUGACUACGAGCAGAUGUCGCAAUUCUUCAGUGGCUUCAUGAGACAACAGGCUGGAAACAAUCCCCUAUAG
This is a messenger RNA of Penicillium mononematosum, 2037 nucleotides long. RefSeq names its product putative FAD monooxygenase. Gene Ontology annotation, molecular function: FAD binding. The transcript is spliced from 4 exons. The record is from RefSeq and is a predicted model, not a curated record. Lineage: Eukaryota; Fungi; Ascomycota; Eurotiomycetes; Eurotiales; Aspergillaceae. Bases 1 to 2037 code for a protein of 678 amino acids.